UCAUUCUGGGUCGCGCGCAUCAUCGCCAGUGUCGCCGGCACUGUGACUUUAAGAGCGAUUUUUUAAGAAUAUAAAUAUAUAAAUAAAUAAUACGUUCAUCCGGUCCAUUGUAACAAACGGCAAAUACAGUGUCAUAAAGCUAAGGGGGUACAAAGGAUCCGCGGUCUCGCUAAAAACAGCGGUUUUUCCCUUCAUCAUGGUGAAGAUCAGCUUUCAGCCCAUCACGGGACAAAAAGCCGAGAAAGAGGAGGGUGAUGGAGAUAAAACUCAGAUAUUCAUACCGCAUUCGCACGUGGAAGAGGAGCUGGUCUUGCCUGUCGGACGGAAACGCUCCUCUCUGAGUGGACUUUGCUGUCUGACAACUGCGCUGAUUGUCUUCACCUGCAGUUUGAUAUACGCUUCAAUUUAUAUCUACCGCUACUACAUCAUUCCUCAGGUUCCGGAUCAGAGUCGCAUUCACUGCCGUGUCGUGUACGAGGACUCGGUGGCUGCUCCACUGCGAGGGUCUCACGAGCUGGAGGAGAGCGUUGGGAUCUACCUGAAGGAGAACUACGAGCAAAUCAGCAUACCUGUGCCCGACUUCAGCAACACGGACCCCGCUGACAUCAUUCACGAUUUCAACAGGGGUCUGACGGCUUACCAUGACAUCGCCUUGGAUAAGUGUUACGUCAUCGAGCUCAACACCACCGUGGUCAUGCCGCCACGUAACCUCUGGGAACUUCUCAUCAACGUCAAGAAAGGGACUUACCUCCCUCAGACGUACAUUGUCCAGGAAGAGAUGGUCGUGACUGGCCGCGUUAAUAAUAUGCAUCAGCUUGGCCGCUUUAUUUACCGUCUGUGUAACGGUAAAGAUACGUACAGGCUCCGUCGUCGCACCUCACGCCGGCGUAUCACCAAGCGUGAUGCGCAGAACUGCCACCGAAUCCGUCACUUUGAGAACACUUUCGUGCUGGAGACAGUGAUUUGCGAGACUCCAUAAGCCGUUCGUCACUUUACCACGCCUAUUUCUGAUGAGACCACGCCCUCUGGUCUCGGUAGCCACACCCCUUUGAAAAUCACACUCUUUACCUCUGACGUCUUUGCACCUCAUUUCUCUCUUUUUGUACUUUUUGUCUCUCUCUCUGUACCGAGUAAUUCAUUACAUCCCUUGACAAUGUCCGAACGGUUUGUUUCUGCACAUUCGCAAUAAUGAGCAUUUUCUAAUCGAUGCAUUUAAAAGUGUAACAGUAGCAUCUGAAGUCUUUAAAUGAGAAGAUUACAUGGGCAUUAAGCUGCACAAUGCCUGCAUGGUCGUACCUGCGUGUAACUGGCUGUUUUGUGCUCCAUCAAACUGCUCUUUGCUCUCUUAUAUAUUCGUGUGUUUUUAGAUCUAUUCUGGGAUAGAGAUGCACCGAAACUGCGGCCAAAAAUACCAUAAACCGACAAAAAAAUCUCUGAAGUGCAAAAAUCGUUUGAUUGUGCUCAAGUCUUCUUUUCAGGAUUAAUAUUCACUUUUCUUUCGGUGCAUCUCCAUUCAUGAAUAUCCUAACUGAUCCUAGUGCCGGUUGAAGCGUACGAUGAAAAAUUGCUUCCAUCAUCACAUUUAUCACACGUGUUUGUUUACUACAUCUCAAUAUCCACUUAUUGCUUCUACAACAUGCUUCCUGUGCCACUUCCUCUUUUCUUCGUUCUCUCUCUGCAUGCUUUUCAAGGCAACACAUGCAUUGUUUGAGUAUUUUCUUAUCAUAUGAGCAAAGCCUUAGGCCAGAUUCACGUCCUGGACUAAUGUAUACAAUCUCAACAGCUCUUCGUGUUUAUGUGUGUGUUGAAGUUGAACCUUGUUUAGUUGGGUGAAGCAAACGUGUAAAUAAACCAGUAAGACCUA
Molecule: messenger RNA, 1864 nt
Organism: Puntigrus tetrazona (Sumatra barb)
Lineage: Eukaryota; Metazoa; Chordata; Actinopteri; Cypriniformes; Cyprinidae
Gene: itm2ca
Product: integral membrane protein 2Ca
Exons: 6
Coding region: 197-979 (260 amino acids)
Biological process (GO): negative regulation of amyloid precursor protein biosynthetic process
Cellular component (GO): extracellular exosome; Golgi apparatus; plasma membrane
Molecular function (GO): amyloid-beta binding
Source: RefSeq, a predicted model, not a curated record